Messenger RNA from Mesocestoides corti, 756 nucleotides. The record is from the annotation of a GenBank genome assembly. NCBI's taxonomy places the organism in Eukaryota, Metazoa, Platyhelminthes, Cestoda, Cyclophyllidea, Mesocestoididae.
AUGCCUGCUCGAUUCCAGUUACCAGAUGCAGAGGAUGGCACCUGCGUUACUGUGAAUUGUGAUUUCUGGUCUGAUUUGAUUAUAGCUAUAAAGCAGAAGAUUGAAAAUGACUACCAAAUACCCGCUAGGAGUCAGAGAUUUAUUUACAAAAACAAGGAGAUGCUCAAUGACCAGACAUUAAUUGAGUGCAAUUACAGCAAGGAGGAUAUCAUCCUUGUACAACGCAUUGCAGACAGUUAUAUGAAAAUUCAUGUGUACGACGAGGAAUUUCAAGUGAUGUUCGUCGAAAUGGAGUCGGUGGAGUGCUUAAUUAAACGUGUUGCAGAAACUCGAAAAAUUCAACCAAAACAAGUGGCCUUGGAGACAAUGCGCGGGACGCCGCUAGAAAACAAGGAAGCCAAGGUGGAGGAUUAUGGCUUGGGGCCGAAUGAAGAGCUACGGCUGACGAUACUGCCCGAAGAUGUCAUUACAGUGAUCGUGAAUACUAUCUUUGGGACUACAUUUCAAUGCAACAUCUCGUGUAAACAAAAUAUUGGCGAACUGAAGGACAGCAUUAACAACUACGUUGGGUCCACUCGGGACAGCCUCAACCUCUCGUUUCAGGGGAAACAGAAGGCUGUCGAUAGCGAAACUCUCGAGGAGGCUGGAAUCAAGGACAACUCCCGUGUAUACGUGAUGCAAAGGGUUCACGGUGGAAUUAACACCCUUCAAUCACCGCCCUCUACAAACCGAUUCACAUUCAUUGUAGCCACUUGA